Molecule: messenger RNA, 348 nt
Organism: Penicillium bovifimosum
Lineage: Eukaryota; Fungi; Ascomycota; Eurotiomycetes; Eurotiales; Aspergillaceae
Product: Histone deacetylase interacting
Exons: 2
Coding region: 1-348 (115 amino acids)
Source: RefSeq, a predicted model, not a curated record
AUGGGAAACCCUCCCCAAGACGACGGCCCGGCAUGGCUUUCAAUGGAGCCUGAUCUUGUCUGGCAAGCUGACGCCGACGCCAUCAAAGCGCAGUCCCGGGAGGCGAAGAAGGAGGCCACCGCUCUCCGCGAGAAGCGGCAUAAUUGCUUCGUGGAGAAGUUGGUCAACAACCGCGCCUGGGCUCGCGGACUGAGCAAGGACGAGGUUGACGAGUCCAACCAGCGCUUCCGUUCCUGGGUUGAUGGCAGUGGUGCCGUAGAUGGCCCUGCGGCCGCUGAAUCCGAGGGAGCUUUGGCCCCUGUAGAGAACGAGGAUGUGGAGAUGGGGGAGGUUGAGAAAACCGGUUAG